This is a messenger RNA of Galendromus occidentalis (western predatory mite), 1907 nucleotides long. Its product is annotated as protein lin-54 homolog. The record is from RefSeq and is a predicted model, not a curated record. NCBI's taxonomy places the organism in Eukaryota, Metazoa, Arthropoda, Arachnida, Mesostigmata, Phytoseiidae. The transcript has 7 exons. Gene Ontology annotation, biological process: regulation of DNA-templated transcription. The coding region runs from base 14 to 1864 and encodes 616 amino acids. Gene Ontology annotation, cellular component: nucleus.
AUUUUGAAUGAAAAUGGAGACGGAGCCCGGAACGGAGUUCACGUAUGAGAUUGCCGAGACCGUCGCCGAUGGACAGGAAGUCGAGCUUGCCGAAGAUGAAGGCGACUACAUCCAGGUCCAUGCCGACGAACAUGGCAACCUCAUCCAGGACGAGGACGGCAACCUCAUCCAAUACGUCCCAAUGGAGGAAGACGAAGCUGUUCAAGAAGGACACGAGGAAGUUUCUCAUCAACACGUAGAACAGAUAGUGGACGAACAUGGCGAGGUACACCAUGUUAUCAUGCAAGAGAGCGGAUCGGCGGUCGAAGAUGAGGAAGGACAUAUGGUCGAGGCGAUCCAGGGAGAAGACGGUUCCGUCGUCCUCGUCGAUCAGGAGAACGAGGAAAUGGUGGAACAGAGUGAAGAACUUGCCGAAAGUCAAUCUCCAAACUUGCCGGAAUCGCCUCCGUCUCAACAUGCCCAAAUGAUCCAACAACAACCCGUUCAACAACAACAGCAGACCCAGGUUAUUCAACAACAACCUCAACAGAUGCUGUACGUUGUACAGCCCGGAACCAAUCAGCUGCAGCAGCUCCAUUUUCAACAACCGAUCCAGGGGCAACAGACGAACCAACAGAAGAGCAAGGUCGUGUGGAUCACUAAACCAAAUCAGACGCCUCAACUGCAGCAGGUCGUCACGUCUUCUGCCCCUCAAACCAUCCAAACCACCCAGCCACGGCUGAUUCAGAUAGGAGGACAAACACUGAUUGUACAGUCACCGGCGAGUUUUCAAGACAAUAACCAACAGAAAAUUCUACUCAGAACUCCUUCCCAACCCACACCCACAAUCGCAAAACAGACCGUCUCCUCGACUUUUUCUCAGCAGGUUAUAUACGUGAAGCCUGCGACGGGUCCAGAUGGCAAACCGCAGCUGAUGGAGGUUUUCCAAAACCAGCAGACGGUCCAAACCCUGAAAUCCCCACAAAAAAUCGCACCUCGUAUCACAACAGUGACUUCACCAAUGCAGCAAAUAACCUACCGGCCGCAGGGCUCGUCCGGACAAGUUGUCACUGUGCAGGCAUCGCCUCAAUCACAGCACCCUCAAUACCUCGUUGUUAAGCAAACAACACCGCAAGGACAGCAUAGUUUCGCCGUCCAACCGCAGAACAGUGAACCAGCGCAAGCUGAUUACGACGCAUACGACAAACAAUUGAGCCACACCUCAUCGAAGAAACCGUGCAACUGCACGAAGAGCCAGUGCCUAAAAUUAUAUUGCGAUUGCUUUGCGAACGGAGAGUUCUGUCAGAACUGCAAUUGCGUUCAAUGCUACAACAACCUGGAACACGAAGAAGAGCGAUCGUUGGCGGUGAAACUUUGUCUCGAGCGCAACCCUAAUGCUUUCCACCCAAAAAUCGGCAAGUAUAAACCGGGCGACAAAGAAAGACGGCAUACGAAGGGAUGCAAUUGCAAACGCUCGGGCUGUCUCAAGAACUAUUGUGAGUGUUAUGAGGCGCGGAUCCUGUGCUCAGGGGUCUGUCGCUGCGUCGGAUGCCACAACAUAGAAGAGAAUAUGGAUGCAGAGUCCCUGCUCACCAUCAAACAAGACUUCAAGUACCGAGCUCCCAAAUCCAAGUUUGACGAAACACUCAAACAGCUCGCCGGAGUUGGCGAAGCUGACAAGUCUACGGACGCUCGCUCCCUUCCGCCGAAACCCGAGCUGAAGAUCUCAUCCGAGCUCGUCGAUGCCACUUGUGAAUGUCUCCUCUCGAGGGCAUCCGAAGCGUCCGAGGAGGAAGCCGAGAAAGCGAUACUCCAAGAAUUCGGCCAUUGUCUCGCCGCGAUAAUCGAAGCUGCGAAUAUGCGGGUGGCCACCAAAGUUGAAUGAAAUACACGCGGAAAAUAUUCUAAAUAAAGUAAGCCAUAGACAU